UGUGAAACGUGCGGACUUUUACUCGAUUCGGUUCAACACUAUAUAAUAUACUAUAUUCUAAAAUUAUACUCGUAUAUUAUUGUCAGUGCGAUAAAAUAAUAAUAAUAAAAAAAACACUUCUUAAAACAGUAAUAAUAAUAAUUAUAAACGUAUAUCGGUAUACUAGGUAUAAUAUUUUUGGGGAAAAUAAAUAUUCGUCGGUCGACGCGAUCAUAUAGCUCAAUAGCAAAAUAAAAAACUGUCCGAUAUCAUUUUGAUCCAGUUUGCACAUCAACAACAUCAACUACACGUAUCAUGUUUAUUUUCGGCAUGAAUCCAAAAACACGUAACAAUGGUUACCGGGUUAUCGCGUGCACUGUGGUUUUGGGGUAUCUCGUCUGCAGUCUGCCCGUCACUACGCAAACGCCCGUAAGAGGUAAUAACGAAAUUCAAUCAUAAUAUUUAAAACCUAAAGUCAAGUUUAUCGUUAUGUAAAACAAUUGUAAAAUACCGACUUUACGAGAUGUAUUAUAUUUUUGGUACCAGGGAGAAGGGCUGAAGUAAACUUUUGACAUUUUUAUAUUUUAUAAUUUUAUAUAAUGCAAUUUUGUCACCACGUUUCAGUUUUGUCUAAAUGGCGUGCAAUUUUAACACACGUUACACUCAUAUAAAAUAUCCUAAGUCGUUACGAAGUACUAUUUGUAAAAGAAAUACGUACAAUUUAUAUAAACAUUAAGCUAUUUAGAACACCUGAAUUUCAGUUAAGCUUUUUAGAAAUUUCGUAGUUUUUAAAAUUAUAUUUGUUCGUGUUGAAAACUAUACAAAAUUGACCUGAGUCCUGUCCUUCUUUGUGACCAAAGUUUUAUUUUUAAGGCAUUUUUUUUAAAAUAAAAUAUUCAGUCGCGUUAAAUUUUUAACUUUGUUCUACUCACAUCAAAUGACGAUUUUUUUUUAAAUCGAAACAGGUCGUAAUAAUAACAAUACCAAAUACAAUAAUAUUAUACCAGUCUUGCCUAACUUUUUCCUAAGUAUUUUUAAAUUUUUUGAAUUUUUUUACACGGUGUUUGUUUUUGAAUUACUUUACUUUUCAGUUUGAAAAGAGGAAUAUGAGAACACCUGCAUUAUACUCUAACUCUAAAAAACUUUAAUGGAAUAUAAUUUGAAAGAUCUAGUAUACUUUACCUAUAUAUCAUAAAAUGUAUAAUGUAAAUAUAAUUUAUAAUUAGUAUUGAACUUAUAUAAUUCAUGUUUAAAUAAUUUAUAAAUCUUUUUUCACAUUUAUUAUUAUCUUAAUAAUUAUAUGUUUUGGUCUUUAAAAAGAAACCUCCUCUUUUUGAAUAAAAGAACGAAUAGAAAAUAUUUUUCUAAAAAUGUUGAUAUUAUAUAUAUAUUGUUGUUUAUUAUAUAAUACAGAUAUAAUCGUUUAAAAUUUAGAUCGGAGGAGUAGGUAUGGGUUAUAAAUUGUUCAUCUAAAAAGAAUAUUGAACCUACUCGUCCGGUGUAAACUUUAAAAUGUGAAAACUUGCCUUAAAUAUUAUUUGAAUGUUGAUAUUCGAAAUUUGUAUUUUAUAAUAAUUUAUUUACUUCAAUUAUUAUGUUAUUAUGCUUUAAAAAGAGAAUAUUAUGAAAUAAUAAUAUGUUUAAAACCAAAUAUGUAUUAAAAGGAGAAUUAUUGUGAUUGCUAUAUGUAGCAAUUUUAAGCAUUUUUUUUUUUGCAUUAUGAAAGAAACGAGGAAUACCUUAAUUAGUAUUACUAUGAUGUACGCUUGUUCUAUUUUAUUCUAUCAACCAAAAAUUUUGCUCCAGUCAAAAAAUUGUGUUGCAUAUUUUAUUUAUUUGGUACAUUGAGGAAAUCAAUUUUUAUUUUCUAAUCUGUUUCCACAGAAUACUAAUAAUAAUCUUUUUCGACAUUUUCAAAUUAUUCUGUUGAACUUUUAGUUAUUUAUUUAUUUUUUUAUUUGAGUUUUUUUUUAUUUUUAGUUUUAUUUGGUUUUAUGUAGGUAAAAUAAACGUUUGUAAAUUGUCCUCGAGACUCACUUUAAGUUGUAAUUGAUAGCAAACAAAUAGUUGGCGCAUGUAGUCAUUUUUUUUAUAAGCAUUUUAAGUAAAAAAUUUUAAUGAAAAUCAUAAAACUUUCGUCAUUUUAAAAACUAUUUAACCGAAUUUCGCUCAGAAUAGUAUUUAGUUAAUAUUUAUUUAUCUUUGUGUGUGGAUACAAAGUGAAUAAUUUUAUGUAUCCUGCCAUCUUAGCAAUAACAGUGACACACUUAUCAGCAAUAUUAGCACAUUUUUUUUUUUAAAUGUUUUGUUUAAAACUUUAAUUUCAAUUUAAACUCCACAAUUUACGGAUCGAAGUAACUCAAUUUUACUAGGCUAUUGUUGGCUAAAUUAAGAUAAUAAAUGUGCGGGAGUUCUCUUAAGGACAUCACGUUUACGGUUUUAAAUAAUAUUAUAAUACUCUAGUAUAGCUAGGUAGCGGUUUAGGAAUGCGAUAAAAUUUCAUAAUCGUAGCGAUAAAGCACGAAAUUGGUGACACCAAAAACGACCUCUAAAGAUUCGUAUCGCGUCCAGUGUUUUAUUUUUGUGUACGAUGUAUAAAUAUAAUAAAAAAUUAGGAAUUACGUUUUCUCUCGCACGCGUGAAUAUAAUAUAUCGUACUAACUACGGAUUAUUAUUUACAAGUUCCUUAAAAAAUUAAAAACUCGUGAGAACUAAAUGUUUUUUUUUUCUAAGUAAUUAGAAUUUAUAAGUUUCAGACAAACGCCUGUUUAUAGACUCUAUGAGGUAAUUCAUGGAAAAUAUUAUAUAUUAUGUUUUCAACGAUAUUAUAAUGUAUUGCUCUACAGGGUUCCUUUUUUUUUUUUUUUUUUUUUGAAAAAUAUAGAUAUUUUUUAACGCAUCGCUAUUUUUAAUUAAUCGUAUAAUAAUACUGUACACUAAUAAAAAUAAUUGUUCGUUAUCUAUUUUAUAAAUUCGCAUAAUACUAUAUGAAUCCCACCAUACGAGAACUAUAGAAUUCUCAUAAUUUUGUCAUUGUAUUCAGACUACAUACCUGUAUUAUACUUGGCAAUAUUUCUUUUUUAUUAUCAUUAGAAUGUAUGACGUGUAACCUUUUUUAAAUUUACAAGCAUUUAUACUAGUGUUAUCCACUAUCUGCAUUAAAGAAAAAUUAAACAUUUUAAAGAAUAAAUAAAAUAAUAUUUAUUUUGUGGUUUUAUGAAAUUUGAAUCGUUAGUAAAGGUAAAAUGUAAAAUCGAAGCCAAAAAAAAUUUUACCCCCGUGAAACCAGAAGACAACUCAGCAAUUUUAAGUGGUAAUAAAUAGCUUCAAAAUCGCUAGACUGCUUCGAAAAUUAUACUACGUAUACAAAGUGCUUAUAUAAGUAUUUUGUAAAAAUGUCGUGUUUCUAUACGAUUAUUUUUAACUGAUCCACAAUAAAAUAAAAAAAAAUUGGAAAUUACCAAAACUUUUAUUGCAUACAUUUUAAAAAAACUACAAAGAAAAUAUAAAUUACUAUCUUUCCAAAUCUUCAAUGAAGAUCAACUAGAUAAAAUGUGUUACCACAAGCCAUCCCUAAAGUUGAUGAUCGGAGCAAAAUUUCUGGUAGAAAAUUUAUUAACAAACAGAAAAAAAUACACACAUAGAAAAACCAUCGUUACACUUUAUGUAUCUAAAAAAUAAAAAAAAAGUUAGGUUUUAUUAAAACAAUAUGUCCGUUUGUUUUUCCAAUAUAUUUUGAUAAAUUUACAAAAAAAUGAAAUACGCUCCGAAUCUAAAAAAAUUAUAUAUUUGUUUUAUAAUAUUAUUAUAAAUGUCUUCUUUUUUACUAAAGCCUUAGCCUUGUAGCGAAAAUCGACUUUCACUCUUUUCUUUUUAAUGCUAGAGUCUUCAUAUAUAAUGGCCAUAUGCCCGUUGCAUAUGGACAUUUAUAUCAUCUUUCCUGUAUGAAUGUUUUCUUCAGUAUUUCUCUUUCUUUUCAUUCAUUGAUCUUCUUUGCAUUAUUUCGAUUAGGAAAGGGUUUCGCCAAAACGUUUAUGAUGACCAAAGGAUAAUAGAAGAAAUUUGUUAAAAAAAAUUAAAAUAAUAAUAGUAAUAACGUGACAAAAUAAUUUAAUUUUAGAACGUCACAAUUUUUAUAGCAAGACCUACCUACGAUAUAUAUAUAUAUAAUACAACGGCAAUAAUUCGUAUAUAUAAAAACUGUUGAAAAUAACUAAAAUCAUGUAUAGAAGGUACACUAAGUAUUAGUAGAAUAUUAUAAUUAACGAGCGUUCGCACAUUUCGGGUAUUUGUUUUAAUCUAACGUAACCAUGACCUAACCUAACUUGCAGAAUGUUAUAAUAAAAAAUAAAAUGCAUUUACUCUUUUUUUUUUUCAUUCAAGAUCAUAAAACGUUUAUUGAUAUUAUACAUACGAUAAGAUAUAAUUUUGUUAAUAGCUUAUAUUAUUAAUAAAUUGCGUACAAGUACAUAUAGAUAUCAUUAUUAUAGAGAUUGCACCUAAGUACAUAUACUAUUAUGUAUUUUACUGACCUAAGCUAAUCUAAUAUAAUCGAAUCUAGAUUCGUAUGCAAUUACAUACAUUUAAUAUGUUUUAAAUAGGUUGUUCAAUAAUGACGUGCUAAAGAAAAAGUCAAUAUACGUUUUAUAUUUUCUAUCAGGAUAUUAGUUUAGUGAAUCCACUGGGUGUCCACAAUCCCUUUCUUUAAAAAAAAAAGCUCAAAAGCAUACAAACCAUAAAUAUUUCCCUGAAUUAACGGACAUUACCCAGUAACUUCUUCGCUUAUUAGUGAAGGGAUUUUUUCUAUAAAAUAUAAUAUUUUGUUACACGAUCUACGAAUUCAAUCAUUUGCCAUUUAUUUUAUAGUCGACGUACAGUAAGCAAAAUAUUUUACUCUAUUGUAGAGUGUCUAAUGGUCUAAACAAAGCCAAUAUUUGUAUAGAAAAAUAAAUAAAUUUAUAAAAGGUAAAAUAUACGAGUAGGUAAAUAUUACCCAUAUUAGUUAUAACACAUAAACAUUAAAAUGUCUUAUUAUCUAUUUUUAUGAUUAUAUUAUGCAAUCCUUCUUCUGUGGAAUUUACUUACGGUUUUUUUAAAAACUUUUUUGGUAAAAUACACACGAUAAUAGUACCUAUAUAGUAUUAUAAUACGUUUUUAAUAUUGUAUUAUAAAAUACACAGAUAUAGUAUAUUAAAACAUUAUCGUAAAGUUUGUAAUUUUUUUUAUCAAGAUUAUUAUUAGACCGUUCCCGUCAUCAUGUUGGCUGUUUUCACGUAUGGCCGGUUAAAAUUCAUUCGCAUUUGAGUUUAGGGAUACGAUAAAAAAAAAAAAAAACCGUUCAAAUACUCUGUACAAAUUACAGACCAAUUAUUAUUAGUUUGUUGCAUUCGCUUUUGUAUACCUACCAUCUCGUGAGGAUAUUAUUAAAUAUGAUAUGAUAAUUUUUGUACUAUACGUUUUUUUUUUUAUUUUUAUCAAAAUAUUUUAAAUUAAUGGUACUAAUCUAUAUAACAUAAUAGGUACGUGGUGUGGUGAACCCGUGCAAUCCGUCCCUUAUAUAAAUAUGACAGCCACAAUAUAGGCUGGGUGUUAACAUUAUGGGUCAAAAAGUCAAAUUAAUUUUAACUUUGCCUUUAACUUUUGAUUUGUUUUUGACUUAAUUUAGUUUUUACAUUAACUUAUGAUAAACAACAAGUUUAUUCUAAAAUUUACAUAGCGUUCAUUAAUGUUAAUUUUUUUUAAUUAGAACACGAAAUCAAAUUUACAAUCUAUACAUUAUACUACGAUAUCACUAGGUAUCGUCUUAUACAUAAUAUAUUAUAUAUAUUUUUCACUCUAUAUAGUAUGUGUUCCGAGUUAAAAAUAAGUAAAAUUUGAUACACCCGGAAUGAAGUGCGUUUUAAUAUUUUCCAGUUGGGGGCAUGUCCCUGUUUUACUCCUCUCCCCGUAGGUCCCAUGGGAGGCAUGUUGGUAUCCUUGCCUUGGUCGUCGUGGAUAUACAGGCAUGCUUAAAUUUGUGAAAAAAAAUGUUAAGUAUUUUUUAAUUUUCCACAAGAAGGCAUCAGAGAAUUUCUAACCAAUUUUUUUUUAAAAUUAUUAAAUUAUCAAAUCAAAAUAAUUAAUUAGUGUUACUUUUUAAGCGUGUCAUAAAAAAUACGCUGUGUUUCUUCUAGCACUAGGCGUCAAAUAUCCUAGAUCAGAACUGUUCAAACGAACAAAUAAUAAACAAUAUUAUUGGUCACAGUUCUAACAGCUCGGAAAUUUAUUAUUAUUAUCAUUCAAAAAAAAUAUUUCUUAUUUCUGCGUAUAUUAUGAAUGUGAAAUAAUAAUAAACCAAUAUAAAUCGAAGUACCGAAAUAGCAUAAGCUCCCAACGAGUUGAACAACUCGUAUUCUUUAUAAUAUACAUGUACACUGUUGUUUAAUUUAACCACUUAUAUGAUUUAACAGCCUUCCAGCAUUUUUUUUUUCAUUACAUCGAUUGGACUAAAAUUCAAUGCGGAUCAUUUUCAUAGUAAAAACCGCAUUCUAAUUUUGCAACCAUUUGUGAGAUAAAACGCUCACGGACGGACUGAUUAUAAAGUAGUAUACGUCACUUAAUAAUCUUUUAGGUUCUCGCCGACGCGUCGUCUUCAAAAUAUAACCGAAAUAGUUUUAUAAAAUCUGGUACUUAAAUGGCUACAUAUUAUUAUUAAUAAUUAUAAUAUCAUAUACGAUUCGAUUGAAUUCAUACCGCCUAAUACGCGCAUGAUGUGCACGCGCGCUCCAAUUGCGUGUGGCACAGUUUUAUUGUGGUCGGACAAUUUUGCCGAAUACAAACGGAAAUCGUUGUGAUAAAACACAACGCGGUAAUAUCAUGCCAUUCGAUUUGAUUGGUAAAUUGUUAUAUUAUUGGUCAUCGAAUAUACAGAGUGAAAUAUCUAUCAUAAGACACUCGUUAUGUCGGAACUUUUUCCGAAAUUUGUUCUCUAGAAUAUUUAUGAAAUAAGCUGCUCUAUAAUUUUAUAUUUAUGUUAUUUUUUGUCACCCUUUUGUUGGAGGGGGGGGGGGGUAAAGCUACUUCCUACUUUUGAUUUUCAAAUGGCAACCUAUACUGAAAAUUCAAUAAAUAGACGAAGUAUUAGUUAAAAUAAGCUUUGGUGUUGAAAUUUUUAAUUUCCAUCAAUUCGUUGACGAGAUAUCCCACUUUUAAGUUUGGGUCGGGGGAAAAUAAUGGUGCAUUAUUAACACGCUGUUCGCUGCACCACCAUACAAAUAAUACCUCAUUACUUUCCUCUAACCCAAACUUAAAAGUGGAAUGUCUCGUCAAAGGGCUAAUAGAAAUCAAAAAUGUCAACACUAAAAUUUCUUUUAAAUAAUACUCCUUCUAUUUAUGGAAUUUUAAUAUAGGUUGCCAUUUGAAAAUCAAUAGUAGGUUUUACCCCUAAAAAUAAGGGUAACAAAAGAUAACAUAAAUAUACGAUUGCAGAGCAGCUUGUUCCUUAGAUGUUCUAGAAAAUAAAUUCCGGAAAAAGUUAAUACUUUCUGAGAUAAUGAGUGUCUUAUGAUAGAUUGAUCACUCAGUAUUACUACGAGUACCUAUUUUUGCAAUCAUAUAUAAUAUUAUUACAUUAAAGAGGACACGUGAUACUUCCUAUAUUAAUGGCCUAUAUUAAAGGGAUCGUGUAUACAAGCAGUUUUUUGAAAUUUUGGAAAAAUACAAUUUUAUCAACUCAAAAUGAAUCUUAAAGCUCUGGGGGUAAAAAAAUGAAAACAAAAUUGUUCAAGAUCUAGAAAGAUGGAGUGAUUAAGUAAUUGUGGUAAAAAUUCGAAUAGAGUUAAGCAUGCUAAUGAAGAAGAAUAACAAUAUUUAUUACACUCGUAUAUGACUUUAAAAUUAAAAUAUCGAAAAACCGACGUAGUUACAAUCACAAAUGGUCUAACAUUCAAAUGAGAUAAUAGGUCAAUUUACUCUUGUUUUAAAAAUAAAAAUCGCCAAUUUUUCUCAACUAUUAUUUAUAUAGAGGUAGACUGAUGAAGACGUCGAUUUUUGUUCAAAACAAAAUCCAUAAAUACUUACAAAAUAAAUCGAAUAUAUUGGACCCAAUAGUUUAUUGCCAUAUACUGUUGCCACGGAUUAUUGUUUGUUGUAGAGAAAAUAUUAGAAUACAUAAUAUUAUAAUUCCCGUUACUCCAGUGUAUUUGAAUUUCGGUUAUUAUUAUAGUAUUAAGUCGAUAAUCCGUUAGUCAAAUAGAAGAUUAGGUAAUAUAUUAUUUCGCGAGUAUCAACGCUUAUAGGUAUCCGACAGAAUUAUUUUACUGAAAAUUAAAACUAAACACUAUAAUAUGUAUAUAGGUCACUGUUUGAAAUCGGUAACCCGCGUUAUUUAAAUCGAACCCGAUCGUUAAUAAUAGUUUACUAGGUACCGAAAUUUCACCACGAAACCUUAUUUUUGAGAUUCGAAACCUAUACCAGCAUAGUGUAAAGUAUCCUGGAUAGGACUUUUGGAGGUACUGACUUUUAAUACUCAAAUCAUUUUCAUGCUCAAAAAUCAAAUAAUGUCAAAAUUGAAACUCUGGAAAGUAUAACUAUUUUAGAUCAAUUGAGGGACCAAAAACAAAAAAAAACUCUGUUGCUCACGGAUUAUUUUUUGUUUAAUAAUAAAUUUAUUACAUUUAUGAGCACUUUUAACUGUUUUACUUUCGAAAAAAUUUCCGGGGUGGUAGCGUGUGGGGUGAUUCUCCCAGUAUGAUCUUGUACUACAGAUUUCCGUAAACUGUGGAAUUGGAAAUUAAAUGAUAAAAAAUGAAUAUGUUUGUUCACAUAAAAGUUUCGAUCCUCAAAAAAAAAAAAAAAAUUUCAAGACGAAAUAGACCACUUGUUAAUUUUAUAGUUAGUGAUUUUUAAUUUAUAAUAUUAUUAUUAUGACGUCAAUUCGUAGUAUAUAAUAUUGUUAUAUAAUUCGCAGUUGCAGCCGCAGUAUAAAUAAGUUGGUCGCGUGUAACGUUUGUCGUAGGUAAUAAAAUUGGUCACGUGUAAAAUGUAUUCGGCAGCGUUUAAAAAGAAUUUUAGUGGAUAUUAUAUAUAUGCGUAUUAUUAAACGCCUGUAGUCGAUAGUGUUUGUUCGUGUCACAAAUUAAUGCAAAUAAAAGAUAAGACAAAAGUGGUCAAAUAUAAUACUCAAACAUUAGCAUAAAUUACUAAUUAUCAAUGCUGGGUAUUGGCGAAUUACAAAGUUGUGAAAUCUAUAAGUUAAACAUUAAAAUACUUGAAUUCAAACAUUUGAUUAAUUUCCUAUAUCUGACCAUUUCUAAAUACUCAAGAGAAGUCAUUGCGACGGAGGAAAAAAACAAAUUGCUGAUACUGGGGACGGAUGUACCACUGUUGUAAAUUUGAAGUUAGAAAGGUAGGACACCUAUAUAAAGUUAUAAUUAAGAUUAUAUAUACGAUAAACCAAUGCUAAUAAAAGACAAUUUGGAGCAAGUUCGGUUACACAUGUUUUGAAAAGCUGUAAUAUUUACGAUUUUCGUCAAAUAAUAAUAAUAACUUUCGAUAUUAACUCUUAUAAAAAUAGAAAAAAAAAUAUUAAAUUGCAUUAUUUUUGUUUUUUUUUUUAUUUGAAAUAAUUAUCCUAUUAAAUGUUUGUUUGGUUUGGUUUUUGCUUUGUCAAAUAAUUUUAUCCAUAGAGUACCUAAUGAAUAAAAAUUGCAUUAAUUAAAAAGUCUAUUAAUAGCUCAAAUAUUAAAAAAAAAAAUAAAAUUUUCAGAAAAGUUAAACAUAAGUUCUUUGUUAAAAUUUCAAGUCUUUACGAAUAUUUUUUAUUGAAUUACGACAAAAAAAAAACAAAAUUUAAAAUAAUAGAACUAUUAUUUGAGUAAACUACCUCGUUUUUUUUCUUUCUACGUUUAAUAUCAGUUUUGCACAAUUAUUAAAAAAAAAACUACUUGGAAAAUCAGAAGACAAGUUGCUUACUCAUCAACUAUGUUAAAAAUGCAAAAAAAGAUAUCUUUUGUUGUUUUUCUAUUGGAAUAAUAUUUCUGUUAGAAAACAUAAACCGUAUACAUUUAAAAUAAAGAAAUCAUACGCUCCGAAUCUGAAAAAUCACAUAAGGAGUUGGACACACUGGAUGCUUAUAAUGGUGGCGUGUAAAUUAGUUAUCUUAUUUUAUCAAUAUUAUAUGGGGAUCUAAAUGGUCAUUCGCCCCUCCGCGCAUAAGAUUGAUGUGCAUAGUUCUCUGAACAAAAAUUUAAAAUUUCAUAUUGUUUUUCUUAAGUCAAAUUGGACAUCGUUACUGUACGCGUGAACAAUUAUUAUUGACUUUGAAAGGUCAAAGUUAUUUUCUUGAUACAAUAUCAAAUGUAUAUAGUUAUUCGCGUAAUGCGUUUUGUCACGCAUCAUUUCAAUAUAAAUAAUACUCGUAGUAUAUUUUAUUUGUUAUCGUUUUUCUAUAAAAAUAUUAACGACCGCCGUAUUAUUAAACUGAUUGAAUAUAAUAUGCUACGUAUUAGUGUACAACAAUCUUUUAUUGUCUGGUCUAUAUAAUAUCCGGCCAUCUUGCUAUCGCAAUAUAAUAAACCAGUCGAUUUAUUUGUAGGUUUUCUCGGUUUUUAUAUUUUCAUCAAAUUAGAACCGUAAGCACGUCGUAUACCUACACUGUAUAGGAGUUUAAUACAAAUUAAUCGGUUUCCCAUUCCCCGCGAUCGAUUUCGCAAAGCUCAAAACAACGAACAAAUGUAAUAUUAUAUAUAUAUACACACACACACACACACACACACAUACAUGCACAUAAUAUAUUAUCAACAAACUCGUGCGUGUUCUGUAGGUACAAUAAGUAUCUUGCAAUCCAUUAUUGCAAUUAAUUGAUUAUCCUCUCGCUUAGAAGUCGUACAGUGUACACCCGAUAUAGAAAUACUUAUACCGGAGCACCGAUAAAAUUGCAUGUGUGGGUCUCGUAACACGUUUACAGGCUAUAUACAGUUUAAUAUAAUUCAGUUUCAUUUCGAAUGGUUAUAGUGAUCAGUCGAAACGAAAACUUUGAACACAUCAGAUUAUGCGCAAUAAUAAUAAUAAUAUUAAUAAUAAUUACGAUAUAUAUAUAUUAAUCCUUUAUGUUCAGUCAGUGAUUACACACGCUUAGUUUUUAUUUAAUAUAUAGUUGAGAUUAUGAGUGAACAAGAAAUCUACACGACUUACACACACUGAAUAUCGGAUAAAAAUAAAAUAUUCCAAAAGAUGGGCCGGCGAAAUGUUUGCCGAACGAUUUUUAUGUUAUUUUUUUCUUAAAAAUGAUAUAGAAAAACUGGAAAAAAUUGUUUAUAAUGCAUAUUCUUUUUGUUUUAUGAUGCAAAUUUGGUUGCUUAACUAUGUCUGAAUAAUUUUUGCCAAAAAGAAAUGGUUAUUCGUAAAGGUUUUUGCAAAUGCAAUUGAAUGCCUUUUAGUUAAUAGAAUUUAAUUUCUCCACAAAUUUCCUACGUCUUUGAUCUUAAAUAAAACUACAACACUAUAAGAAAAAGUUACCUCGCCAAUGCACUAACUAGAUAAAAUUUGAUUUUAAACAAGACAGAAAACAUUAAAAAAAAAAAAAAAAACAUAUUGUACUACUAAAACGCGAUAUAUUAAUGUUGGUAUACUGUAUAGGUAUAGGUAUUUACACACCGAUGCGUUUAUAUCUACGAUAAUAUAAUACGACAGAGUUAGGAAAACUUUUUCCGGUACGCCUAAAUAUAGUUGAAAUAAUAAUAAUACAAUACAAUACUUACACAUCCGUUCGGCUGUUGUAAUUCAAUUUCCGGUAUAAACGCGCCACGAACUUUUGUAAUUGAUUCGUUUGGACCGCGAAACGAAACUUUAGCGGAGGCGCUAUAUAGUGAUGGUGUAGAUAACAAAAAAUAUAAAAUAAAUAAAAACGCAGAAAAAAAAAAACGAUUAUUAUUUUACCAUUGCGAUAUCAUAGUAUAACGAAAAAUUGUUAGUGGAAGUGGUGGGGGGGAGGGAUACAAUAAUAACAAAGAAAAUCACAUCCCGACCGAUUGAGACCGAGCGCUCGCAAUAGCUGAUGAUAUAAUAAUAUUAUUAUAAAAACCAUAAAUGUGCGCCCGCGAUACAUCCCGUCGGAAUUCCGGCCCCGAAGCUCUCUCGCGAUUUAUUCGAAUCAUUCGUUUAUAUUAUACAAAUGCAUUAUAUUUUUCGUUCGCCAUCGAAGGCCAUGAUCGCUUAUAGCGAAUUUCCUAUGUAUCAACUUAACCUACACUCUAUACAGAGUGGUUUUAGAUUCGGAGCGUAGCGUGCGAUCUAUUGAUUUUACUAUGAUGGUUUUUUUUUUUUUUUAUAUAUAUAUUGUGUCUGUUAGCAACUUAUAUCUAGAUUGUGAGUAAGAAAUUCGUUUUUUGAUUUCCCUUGUAGAUUUUUUUUUUUUUUUAAAUAAUUGAGCAAAACCGAAAAAAACGUAGAAAAACCGGGACAAAUUUACGAAAAGUAUGCUUUAUUAUUUUAAAUAUUGAUUUUUGUUGUAAUUAAGUUAAAAAUAUUCGUUAAGAAUUGAAAUUUUGACAAAACACUUAUAUUUGGUUUUUUAGGUGUGUUAAAACUUUAACAAUAUUUGAGCCAUUUUUAAGCUAUUCAUAGACAUUUUAACUUUGCUAGAUUUUAGGUAAUUUUUAUUUUGCACGUACUCUGUAGAUAUAUUGUUGGAUUAAACAGAAAUGCUUGAAAAUUUAAUAGGAAGUUAUAUAUCAUAAGUCUCAUUUAAUGGUCAAAUAAAAAAAUUGAUUGUAAUGUAUGGUUUUUUUUAUAAAAGUUUUAUUAUAAAAUGUUGACGAAAAUCUAUAUUAUGGCCUUUGAAAACAUGUUUAACCGAACUUCGCUCACUUUUUCAUUAGCAAUAGAUUACCGUUACUAACGGAUAUAUAUUGUAUAACUUUAUGUAUCCUACCUUCUCAACUUCCCACUUACAAUAGAGGCACACACGUCCCCAAUAUCAGUACAUUUAGACUUCUAUACAUAAGUUUACCCCGUCAUAUCCGUCCGUCCAUGCAGUUACUUAUAGGUACAUAGUUACGUAUUCGUAACAUUAUUAUUAUUAUCAAUUUUAAAUAUUAGUAAGAUCAUCAUUACCAUUAUACAUAUUAUACUGUUGUCAUUAAGUAUUUGAGGAAAACAACACACAAAAUUUGUUACCAAAUUAUCAGUACUUAAAGAAUAUUAAACAUUUUCUGUCAACUGUUUACAAAUUAAGACUUUUAAUUUGUUUAGGUUUCCACGCAUAAGCAUGAUACCAAAACAUAAAUUCGUUAUAAAAUUAGUUUUUUUUUUUUUUAAAUUUAAAUCAUUCAAUUAUUCAAAAAUCAAUUCAAUGAACUCAAUCAAAUUAAUGUUUUAUUCGUUGACUUUCAUAACCUUCCCUUAUACAUAAUAACUAGCUGACCCAGGCACCCGGCAAUGGUUUGUUAGAUAAUAGUGUAAAUAAUAAUAUUAGUUUUCUUGCCCAUGACCGUCAAAUUGUCAUCCAUGUCGUCACUAAGAUAACCUACGAAUAAACAAAAAUAAAUAAAAAAAAACAAUUAGAUAUUCGUACCAAAAACACCUAAAACCUCAAUUUUACCCCCUUAGGGAAUGAGUUUUUAAAAAUCGUUUCCUAUCCUACGUUAUAAUAGCUAUUUGUAUGCCAAAUUUCAGCCCAAUCUGUCCAGUGGUUUGAACUAGGCGAUGAUGAAUCAGUCAGUCAGGACAAGUUAUUUUAUAUAUUACAUUCAAAAAUAUGAACGAUACGAUUUUCUAUAGAUUUAAAAGAAUAUAAUAAGAGGAAACGCUAACAUUAUACUUUACGUGUGUGUGACCAAUUAACCGCAAUUUCAAUGAGAAUAUUAUUACGUUGACCGAACAGUUUUUGAUAUUUAGGAGGUUAUUUUAUAAUAUAGUACAUAAUAACCUCCUGACUACCAAAAUUAAAUAUAAUAUAUACCCAUGUCAGGGAGUUAUCGACCUUUUGCCCAUAACGAUUAUUUUAUAUACUGUAAUAUGAGGUGCGUUUCUAGCCCAUUAACCAUAUGUGUAUAGAUCGCGACCAAAUUUAUUAGAUUUUGAUAACGCUUAUUAACGCAAUUCAACAUAUAAUAAUACGAAUAUUUGUAAUAUUCUACACGGGGGAGUUGAUGUAUAUAAUUUUUUUUUAAUAAACGCUGCCUAGUAAUAUUGCACAGUUAUACAUAUAGGAAAAGUAGAAAAAAUUUUAUUUUUCUUUUCAUUUUAAAAUUGAAUUUUUCACUGGAGUAACGUGCACAUUUAUUUCCCGAUACGAUUAUUUAUAAAACUUAAUUUCUAUAUAUUAAAGACACACACGAAUUACAAGCAGGUGGAUUAACAUUUAAGUCACAACAUUUGGCUAUAGGCAUAUAAUAUAUUUUGUUUUCUCUGUCCGUUUGGAGCCUAAUAUAGUAAUCAAGACACUUCUACAGUUGUGAUUUUAUGGUUGAGUUUUGGGCAAAGGGGCUUAUUAUACAUUUCAUUAAAAAAAUGGUAUUUACUAAGAAUUUUUCAAAAAUUUAUUUUUGUACUUUCAUUUCUUAAUAAUUUAAUAAUAAUUAAAAUAGAGUUAAAUUAAAAAAAGCAUAACAUCUUGAUGAAAAAAUUAUCAUUUAAAGAAUCUAUUAGAAAACAUAUUCUUUAUGAAUAAAAACAAGUUUCUUUGCCCUAAAUUCAACCAGAUAGUCGCAAUCGUGGAAGUGCGGAAUAUCUUUGCUGCUAUAUUAUCUACUCACGAGACAGAAAAAGCAAAUGUCUCGUUGCUCCAUAUUUGUUUAUAAUAUUAUUUUACGUUUACAUUCACUUUUAUAAUAUUAUUUGUAUAAACGCUAUGACGUAUAAUGUUUAGUGAAUUAUAAUAUUGAUUUUUUUAUUGUUUGGUUAGUCUUCACAACCAAUUGUAUGAAAUUAAAUUAUAGAUGCUACACAGUCAAUGAUGCAGAUUACCUGAAUGCAAAUUUUAGAUAUAUUUAAAAAAAAUAACGGACAUACUUCAUAGUUCACACGAUGGGUCAUUGUUGUAUAUGAGUAGUUAAGAAAGUAGACGGAAAAUUAAAUAUUUAUCUGUACGCAAAAAUUAAUCAUUGCUAACGAAAAACGAUUCUGAGCGGAAUUCAGUUAUAUGUGCUUUGAAAAAAUUACGUUUUAAAAAUAAUACAUAUCGUAAAUUAUCUCGUUUUUCCUUCGUUUUUUUCCAUUUCUUAUGAAAAUCCCUUGGAAAAUCAAAUAAUCGUAUCCUUAAAAUACCAUUCUAGUUAAAUUUUCUUUCAGAAAAGAUGCUUGAUGGUAAAAAAGUUGUUCACAGAAAAAAAAAUAAAAAUCAUCAUUGUAAAACCAAUUCACUCCUCGCUCCGCUCAGAAUCUAAUAAAAACGACAUUAUUUAUAAAAAAAUUAUUACAACGUAUGUAUAAAUAUUAUACAUUUAAUGCAAUUGAGAAGCGGCUAACUCUUUCAAAUCGUAUAUUAAUUAUUUAUAUCAUUCGUGCAACUAAGGGAGGUUUUGGUGUACUUACCCACCCAAUUUUGUAAGUAGCUCAUCCAGGUUUUUUUAAUAUUUGUAAAUCGUAUGCAGUUUAUGAAAACUAAUGAUAAACGGGUUGAAUGUGAGUAAUAAUUAUACUAUUUUGGAGGAAAAAUCAUUGUGAUCAUUCUAAAUAUAAAGUUUACUUUAUUUAGUUACCAUUUAAUCAUUAUUCAAUAACAAAUUAGUUAUAAUUUAAUAAUGAUAUAAUAUUAUUAAAUGAUUAAUAAAAUAGUUUACUCUGUAAAGUAUGUUUUCGGGCGAAAAACAGGUUUCACGCAAUUCCCUUAAUCUCUUUUCUUCCUACUGUAUCAUUGCCCACACUCCACAUGCAUAUUACAGUGCAGCACCUAUAUAUAUAUAUAUAUAUAUACAUUUUUUUUUUGUGUCUUAUAAUUUAAAAACGGAAAAAAUGAACUGUAGCCGUAGUCUGAACCGAAAUGUUAUUUUAUUGUUAACAAUUUUAAAUUUGCAGGUGUAUGUUUUUUGCCGCCGGAUGAGGGCAAUUGCUUAAACCGUCUGAGUAUGCGAGUGAAAUUCUACUUUAACUACGAGUUAGACGAGUGCUCCGAAUUCAUAUUUUUCGGCUGUGGCGGCAAUGAGAAUCGUUUCGACACGUUUGAUGAAUGCGAAAACGUGUGUUUAUACAAUUACUACAAUUGACGAACAUGGAAUCGUUCACGCGGUUGCCGCAAGAUCGUCAAAACGGGUAACCAUCACCGGAUGUAUAAUGGGUACAAAAUAUAAGUGGAUGUAUUUUUUUUUUUUUUUUUGUAUCGCGUUUUGACAAGAUUAUAUAAAACAAUCGAUAAUAUAUUAUAUCAUGUACUUUUUAUAUUUGUUUCCUAAAUGUUUAACGAUAAUAUUAUGUCUAAAAUGUGAUAAUUCGGUAGAAAGUUCUCGUAUAUAAUUAGGUAUUUGUAUUUUUACACUAAAAUAUUGAUCUCCGUAAGAAUUUUUUUUUUUUUGCGGGCUUGUGUCCGUUUAUGAUAUGAUGGUUGCCUGCCAUUAAUCUUGUCC
Messenger RNA from Cinara cedri, 16520 nucleotides. Lineage: Eukaryota; Metazoa; Arthropoda; Insecta; Hemiptera; Aphididae. The record is from the annotation of a GenBank genome assembly.